AUGACAAAAAGAUUAACAUUGGUGGAACAAAAAAAAAUUCAAUGGGCCAAAGAAAAAGAGGAAAUGGCACGACUUAAUAACCAUUGGGAUUUAAUAAAACAUCAUAAUCCAGUACGCACAACAAUCAGAACAAGAUUAUCGUCAAGGGAACAAUCUUCUUCUUGUAAUCAAAAAAUAGUUCGUGCCAGUGGACAGUAUGGUAGCACAACGAGUCUCCAGAGUCUUGAAUUUUCAGCUGGUGGUAGUAUGAUCAAUAUUCUUGAUCGUAAUGAAUUUACAGGAACAAUGAGAACAAGAAGUCCCAGUUUACCUCCAAUUUAUACCAAAGAAAAUCAUCAUCAUCAUCAUCAACAACAACAACAACAACAACAUGCCAACAAUAGUCAGAAAAUAUUACAAUUAAAAGGAGAUAAGACUACUCGAGAUGCCAAAUAUAAAAAUGGCUCAUCAAAAAAUAUGCCAUAUGAAUUAGAAAGAGAAGAUGAGACUUCUGGUUAUGCAAGUGAUUCUGUUGAAGCACCAGUAAACAGUCAUAAUAUCAGUCAUCAACAUCAUCAAGUUUAUCCGGCAAUGAUUAAUAAUGAUAAUGUCAUGUCAUCAGAAAAAACUUGGAAAAAUCCAUAUUGUGAAAUGCCAAAUACUACAACAACUACAACUGCUGGUUCAGUGUCUGAAACAUCAAGAGGAUGUUCAAUAACACGAUUAGGUGAUAUCAAUAGACAAAGAUGGGGAAGUGUUUGGCAAGGUGAAUCAUCAAAAGAUCCACCACAGCAUUCUUGGCUCGAAAGAGGAUUAUCAAGACUUGAUAAUUCUAGUCAGAUAUUGGUAAUUAAUCAUGAAAAUACAAGUAGUCCAGACAGUUCAACAACUGGCUCAUCAAAUUGUGAUUCAAAAACUUAUUUACGUGGUCAUAAUAUACCAGUUGAUAUACACAUACUUGAAGAACGUGAAUUGCGUCGACAAAAAGCAUUACAACUACAAAAUGCAAUAAAACAACAACUUGAAGAAAAUGAUAAAAAACGUAAAGAAGAAAAAAUUAAAAAACAACAAGAAGAAUAUGAGGAAGAAGAAAGAAUUAAAAAAGAAAGAUGUUUAGAAAGGGAAAGACUAGAGCAAGAAGAAAAAAAAAUGAAAGAAAAAGAAGAGGCAAAAAUUAAAAAAGAAGAAGCAAUGAGAAAAAUUAUUGAGAAUGCUGAAAAACUUGCAAAAGAAGAAAAACGACAUCGUCGUCAAGUUAAUGAUUCAACUGAGCAUAUCAAAGAGGUCAACGACCAUUUACCAUCAAAAGUCACCACUACUAUUGAUGUUCACAAAGUUCAAGAAAAUCAAUCCACCACUAUUGACUAUACACCAAACAAUAAUAACAACAACAAUAAUAGUCAAGAAAAAAAUGAUGAAAAAAUCAAGGAAAAUAUUAAUAUCAAUAUUAAUAAUGAAGAAAAAAAUAUAAAUAAUAAUAAAGAUUUAAAUUUUGAAAUAUUAGAUAAUUUAAAAAUGAAAAAUUUAUUACGACUUCCUGUUAAUAAUGAAGUUGCAAUUGUUUUGACUGGUCGACUUGAUGACUCGGAUCUAUUGAAUCUCGUUGUUAAUACAAAAUCUGAUUUAUCAAAAAAUAAUUAUUACUCAAACUCAAUAAUUAAUGAAUUUAUUAAAAAUCCAUUGACGGAUUCAUCAUGUUCACCAAAAGAUAAAACAAUUGAAUAUAGAUUAUUAACACCAAGCAAAUACAGAUCAUUGAUGACCGCAAGAGAAUGUGCAACUCAAACUGACGGAGAAAAUGAGACAUUUAAUCAACAAAAAAAUAAUAACAAUAGAAAAAAUAAUGAAAAAUCAACAAGUACAAAUGAGGAAAAAUGUGCAAGAUCAAAAUCACAACCACGAGCAAGUAUUGAUUCUCGUCCCAGGUGGAAUGCCAAUAGGCCUGGUACGAGAUACAGAACACAGAGUGAAAAAGAUCCACAUUAUCAAAGACGUUUACGAAUGCGAAGACGACGUAUUGAAUCAAGUGAUGAUAGAUCAAGAUCACCAUCAUCAGAACGAAGAAAAAUAAAUAAUAUUAAAUUAAAAAUAAGAAAUUUAACACGUCGUAAUAUUAAAAAUAAUCAUUCAGAUGCUGAUUUAUCAAUGGACAGUUUAAAUUCAAUUGUUCCAUUGAGAAUUGAUGAAAAUGGAAGAAUUAAUGUUCAUAAUAAUGAAUUAAUUAUUGAAAAAAAUAAAAUAAAUGACAAAGUUGAUUCGUGGCACGAACAUGAUAUUAUUUCUCAAUUGGUAACAUUAAAAAAUGGUCUACUGGCAAAACAACAAGAGUGGGAUUCAGAAAGAUGUCUAAUUUCUCCAAGUGCUGAUAUUUAUUAAAAACCCAAUAAAUAAAUAAAUAAAAAAUUAAUCUUUUUAU
Aphidius gifuensis is the source of this 2395-nucleotide messenger RNA. Its product is annotated as histone-lysine N-methyltransferase, H3 lysine-79 specific. Gene Ontology annotation, cellular component: microtubule; cilium. Gene Ontology annotation, biological process: cilium assembly. The coding region runs from base 1 to 2355 and encodes 784 amino acids. The record is from RefSeq and is a predicted model, not a curated record. NCBI's taxonomy places the organism in Eukaryota, Metazoa, Arthropoda, Insecta, Hymenoptera, Braconidae. The transcript has 10 exons. Gene Ontology annotation, molecular function: microtubule binding.